This is a messenger RNA of Ceratosolen solmsi marchali, 1652 nucleotides long. It is a transcript of the gene 128up, whose product is annotated as GTP-binding protein 128up. Bases 472 to 1575 code for a protein of 367 amino acids. Lineage: Eukaryota; Metazoa; Arthropoda; Insecta; Hymenoptera; Agaonidae. The record is from RefSeq and is a predicted model, not a curated record. Gene Ontology annotation, molecular function: GTP binding; GTPase activity. The transcript is spliced from 3 exons.
CAUAAUCGCGGAUCUCUUUCAUUGUUUAAGAAGAAGCGAAGGGAAGAUGUUGGAGCUGCCGUUAUUAUCAACCAUUUUAUCAUUAAUUUAAAUUUUUUUAAAUUCAGUUAUCAACGUUUUGCAAAUAAUUCAACUUAUUCGAGUCUAAAAAAUCGUUUUAUCCGGAAAUUUACUGUCCCCGGAGGCAGAAAAGAUAAAGAUUUUCGGGCGGCGAGGGAUGAAGGCACGUGGAAGUGGAAAGAGUGAAAUUACCUUCUUCAAAUGAUUGGCCUUAUCGUUAAUAUGUAGUACAGAUAAGACUUUUCAAGUAAAAGUUUCGAUUUUAAUGUUUGCGUAUAAUACGUACUUACAAAGCCAAUUAAUAAAAGGCUUAGAUGGAGAUUAUUCCUUGUUAGAAACAAAAAAAAAAAAAAAUAAUAAAUAAAUAAAAUAAAUUAAUAAUAAAUAAGUAAAGUAAAAUAAUUUAUUACAAUGAGUACUAUUUUAGAGAGAAUAGCAGCUAUCGAAGCUGAAAUGGCCAGAACACAGAAGAAUAAGGCAACUUCUGGCCAUUUAGGUUUAUUGAAAGCAAAACUCGCUAAAUUAAGACGAGAAUUGAUUACUCCAAAAGGAGGUGGUAGUAGUGGCGAGCAAGGCUUUGAAGUUGCAAAAACUGGCGAUGCUCGCAUUGGAUUUGUGGGCUUUCCAUCGGUUGGAAAGUCCACGCUGCUGAGUACGUUAGCUGGUGUAUAUUCGGAAGUGGCUGCGUACGAAUUCACUACCCUCACAACCGUUCCUGGAUGCAUUAAAUACAAAGGCGCUAAAAUUCAGCUUUUGGAUCUUCCUGGUAUUAUAGAAGGUGCAAAGGAUGGUAAAGGUCGUGGAAGACAAGUAAUAGCCGUCGCCAGAACUUGUAGUUUAAUUUUCAUUGUUCUUGAUGUUUUGAAGCCACUAGGGCACAAGCGAUUGAUAGAGCACGAAUUAGAAGGAUUUGGCUUAAGAUUGAAUAAACAACCGCCAAAUAUUAAUUUUAGAAAGAAAGACAAAGGUGGUAUUAAUUUACAAACAACGUGUGUACAGUCUGAACUUGAUCUAGAAACUGUUAGAACUAUUUUAUCAGAGUAUAAAAUACACAAUGCUGAUAUUACCCUCAGAUACGACGCAACUUCGGAUGAUUUGAUAGAUGUUAUUGAAAGCAAUAGAAUCUAUAUACCAUGUAUUUAUUUGUUAAAUAAGAUUGAUCAAAUAAGCAUAGAAGAAUUGGACGUUAUAUAUAGAAUACCUCACUGCGUGCCGAUAUCUGCGCAUCACAAAUGGAAUUUUGACGAUCUACUGGAGAAAAUGUGGGAGUACUUGCAGCUCAUUAGAAUCUACACAAAACCGAAGGGCCAGCUUCCGGAUUAUAAUUCGCCCGUUGUUUUAAACACGGAGAAGCGAACGGUCGAAGACUUUUGUAACAAGCUUCAUCGAACUAUUGCAAAAGAAUUCAAGUACGCACUCGUGUGGGGUUCAUCGGUCAAACAUAUGCCACAAAAAGUUGGAAAAGAUCACGUUCUAAACGACGAGGAUGUCGUCCAGAUUGUGAAAAAAGUAUAAUUGCUACUUUACGCAAAUAACUGUUGGACAAAAAAGUGAUGUGGUAAAUUUUUGUGAAUAUAAAAUAGCUUUACUUA